AUGGGCAAAGAACAAGAUCUCUUAGAUCACAUCCAGGGACUCGACAGCGAGCGUUAUGACUCGUUGAAGGGCAAUCCAGAAAAAGUCAUUGAGGCCAUUGAGGAGUACCUGAACACUAAAGGCGUGGGUUUCAUGACCAUUGGGCUCCAUAAGGGUCAAUUGAUCAUUGACGAGAUGAGAAAGGCUUCUCCUGCUAUUAUGAUCGAGUUGGGCUGUUAUGUCGGCUACUCGGCUAUUCUUUUUGGCAAUGAGCUUAGGAAGCUUAAUGCUGGUACGGCCAAAUCAGCACUUAACCCAAAGUACUAUUCAUUCGAGGCUAACGAGGAUUUUGCAAAGAUUGCACAAACUUUGAUCGAUUUAGCAGGUCUUGGUGAUUUUGUGGAGAUUAUUCUUGGCGAGGCUGGAACCACUCUUCCUGAAUUCGAACAACGUCUCAAUAGGGAGAAUAAGACUUAUACCCCUGUGGAUUUCGUCUUCAUUGACCACUGGAAGGACCUUUACGUGCCUGACUUGCGUGUCUUGGAAUCACUCGGUUUGGUUUACCCUGGAACGGUCAUUUGUGCCGAUAACAUCUACCGCCCAGGUGCUCCCGACUAUGUGGUUUACGUCCAAGCAACUCCUCAGGACAGACAAAAACAUAACGAUAACAAUCCUAACCCUAGCGGUGCCAAUUACCCUGGCAGAUGGAACCUUAUCUAUGACCUGAAAACAGUUCCUGUGACCGAUCCAGACAGUGGAUCCAAGGAUGCCGUGGAGAUCACCUACUGCGUUGAGUAUCUUUCCGGAUAA
Molecule: messenger RNA, 789 nt
Organism: Candidozyma haemuli
Lineage: Eukaryota; Fungi; Ascomycota; Pichiomycetes; Serinales; Metschnikowiaceae
Exons: 1
Coding region: 1-789 (262 amino acids)
Molecular function (GO): O-methyltransferase activity
Source: RefSeq, a predicted model, not a curated record